Molecule: messenger RNA, 1750 nt
Organism: Chelmon rostratus (copperband butterflyfish)
Lineage: Eukaryota; Metazoa; Chordata; Actinopteri; Chaetodontiformes; Chaetodontidae
Gene: dtwd2
Product: DTW domain containing 2
Exons: 6
Coding region: 17-874 (285 amino acids)
Source: RefSeq, a predicted model, not a curated record
UUUUGCUAACUUUACAAUGGACGGUAUCUCUAGUUUUUGCUCGUCAGUCAGUUCUGAAGAAAACGGACCAGACAGCCGCGACAGCCCCUCGAUGGAAGAUGGAUUAGUCGACGCUUUCGGCGACCUGGCUGCCCUCCCGGUCGAGGUUGGCGAGAGAAGACCGACGUGUUUACGUUGCCGUCGCCCUCAGAAGGUGUGUCUCUGCCCUUUUCUUCCACCACAACCCCUGGAGGUGUCUACAUGUCUGUACGUAGUGCAGCAUCCUGCAGAGGAGAGCAGAGUACUUCGCACAGUUCCUCUACUUGCUGCUUGUUUGCCACAAGGAAAAUGCAAUGUUAUAGUUGGAAGGAGAUUCAAUGAGGAGAAGCACCCAGAGCUGGCUGCGGUAUGUCGGGACAGCAAAACGCUGAUCCUCUAUCCAGGCCCCAAAUCCCACAACCUGGAGGAGUUGGUGAAAUAUCAGGACGUAGGCACUGUGAAACAUAAUGUGAUCAUCAUCGACGGCACCUGGAGCCAGGCCAAAAACAUGUUCCUCAAAAACAGCCUGUUCCACCUGCCCAAGCAGGUCCAGCUCAACAGGACUCUGUCCAGUCAGUAUGUGAUCCGCACUCAACCCUCCAACAUCUGUCUGUCCACGCUGGAAUGUGCUGCUGUCGCCCUGUCCAUCCUGGAGCAGAAUGACGACAUCCAAGAGGUUCUGCUCAGGCCCCUGAAAGCCCUGUGCUCCUUCCAGCUGCAGCACGGUGCUCAGAUCCAUCAUAGCAAGGAGCAUCUACUGAAGAAUGGCAUGUAUGACAAACCCAUGCCCAAGAACAAGCGCAAGAUAAAGAGGAUGGAGAAACUCGUCAGCGACCACAACAUCUGCCCAAGAUGAGGGAGCGACCGAGCAGAGAAACGGGGCUUGACUCAUGUCGGUGUACACGGCCGUCCAGCUGCACAGGACUGUAUCAUCAGAGCAGCGUGUCGCAGAAUCAGGGUGCAGGCAUGGAAACCACUGGGCUUCUGGGAGUUUUUCUUCUGUUUUCAGAUAAUUGUUGGUAAAUGUAAUUUAUGGAUUUGCCAUUAAUUUAAAAUAGAUUAAUGACAAGUUAAAGUUGUCAUGUAAAUGUCAUGGUGUGACAGUAAAUCAGGUUGCAUUGUUUUAAAACAAGUUUACAUAGUUCCUCCCUGCACUUUAUGAACACUAUGGGGGUUCUGAUGUGGUUGUCUUUACAUGGCUACAGCUGAUCACAUCUGGAAGGGCUGAUUCCAUUGGGGUUUUUUUUAUACUUCUAUAUAAACAAAAUCUUCAUUCAGAUACUUACAAAUAAAAAUACCUCUGAAGCACAUGUUAUGUUCCAUGAAACUAACAGAAAAGAGGAAAAAAAGUGACAUUUCACUUAAGAGUAAUUCUGUCUACGUAAGGUUCUCUAUACCAUAAAUAAUGUCUCAAUAAAAUACCAGUCAAAAGUUUGGACACACCUUCUCACUCACUGGUUUUUCUUGAUUUUUAUUACUUUCAACAUUGUAGAUUCACACUGAAGACAUCAAAACUAUGAAGGAACACAUUUAGAAUCAUGCAGUAAACAAAAAAGGGUUAAACAAACCAGAAUAUGUUUUAAAUUUUAGCCACCUUUUGCUUUGACCACAGCUUCAUGAGGUUGUCACCUGAAAUGGUUUUUAAUCAACGAGUGUGCCACGUCAAGAGUUAUUUUGUGGAAUUUCUUGCCUUCUUAAUGUGUUUGAGAACAUCAAUUCGAUUUUAUUUAUA